Molecule: messenger RNA, 1996 nt
Organism: Megalobrama amblycephala (Wuchang bream)
Lineage: Eukaryota; Metazoa; Chordata; Actinopteri; Cypriniformes; Xenocyprididae
Gene: msx2a
Product: muscle segment homeobox 2a
Exons: 2
Coding region: 217-1023 (268 amino acids)
Biological process (GO): regulation of transcription by RNA polymerase II; embryonic morphogenesis
Cellular component (GO): nucleus
Molecular function (GO): RNA polymerase II transcription regulatory region sequence-specific DNA binding; DNA-binding transcription factor activity, RNA polymerase II-specific
Source: RefSeq, a predicted model, not a curated record
GAUCUUCACUGCAGAUCUUUUGAUGAGGCAAUCACCCUACAAACACUCAUUUUGUGUCUCAGGAUGUCCAAAAAGGCUAAGUAGGCGGCUCUUGAGUGAUUUAGACGCAGCCUCUGACUGAACGAUGAUUGGUUCAAACUUUGGAUACUCUCGAAACUUUUGUCAAGUUAUUGUUAGUCAUGUAAGUUAAGCAACGAAGAGCGAGCCCACAGGUUAAUGGUUCGUUCUCACGUUUCCAUGUGGAAUAUAGAUAUAGUUAUUUUACGCGGAAUGAUUUCAGCUCAUUAUAAAGGUAAAGUGUCCUCCGAUGAAGAUGAUGAUGAUCACGGUUCACGGUCAUCUCCGCCGGAGCCUUCGGUUCGGACGCAGAGACUCCCGUUCAGCGUCGAAGCCCUUAUGUCGAAGAAAGGAAGGAGUGAAUCAACUUCACAGGAACUGAUUCAGAUGCCAUGCAUGAUAAAUAAGGAUGAUCGAUCCGUGAUAUAUUCAGUGGAUUCGACCAAACGUUGUGAAUCUGUGAAAGAGGACUUUUCCUGGAUCAAUAAACCCAGAUUAUCAACAUCACCACGACCCCCGAGUCCCGCAACAUGCACUCUCAGGAAGCACAAGACGAACCGUAAACCCCGAACACCCUUCACCACGACUCAGCUCUUGGCCCUCGAGCGGAAGUUCCGUCAGAAGCAAUAUCUGUCUAUCGCAGAACGCGCUGAAUUUUCCAGCUCUCUCAGCCUGACGGAGACACAAGUGAAGAUCUGGUUCCAGAACCGAAGAGCGAAGGCCAAGCGACUGCAGGAGGCAGAGCUGGAGAGGCUCAAAAUGACCAGCAAACCCAUCUUGCAUCCUGGCCUCGCUCUACCGUUUCCACUCUGUACGCAACCCCAGACAGCAGCUCUAUUGUGUGGACAGUCUUUCCCUUUCAGCAGACAUAUGCUGCCCUUUGCACCUGUAGGAAUAUACUCCAUGCCGGUGGGUUACAGUAUGUGUCCUUUGUCCAAAGACGGCUACUCUGUGGAGCCAGUCUAGAGGAUCUAUUUGCAUCAAUAUUAUUCACGGAAACACUUCUGGUUUAUCUUCUGGACUGACAUUUGACUCAUCAACAUGGGUUGUUAUAAGAUUUUAUAUAUGCACAGGAUUACUUUUUAUGCUAAUUUCUAUUUUUAAUUUUUGUGACAUUAAUUUACUUUGGAAAACACAAAGAACAAAUGAAACGUAGACUUGCAGGUUUAAAGUCCCCCUGUGGUGAAAAUCAUGUUUUUAAUGUUGUUUUCAUGUCUAUAUGGUGUUUUUAAUAUAUUUUAAGACAAACCAUGUGCAGAUUCAUACUGUAAGUCAACACCAUUGCUGAAUAUUUUCUAUUUAAAACCAACCCAAUCUCACAUCAAUUUGUACGUAUUUUACGAGGUGGCUAAUUUGUACCCCUAAUGUCCUACCCCUAACCCCGCCCCUAAACCUACCCGUCACUGGGGUUUAGACAAAUCGUAUACGUACGAGUGAGGUCGUACAAAUUAGCCACCUCGUAAAAUACGUAGGAAUUGGUUUUGAGAUAGCAUUGGUAAAACUGCAGUGAAGACAGUUUCUUAGUGUUUCUGAUGUCACAAACUACCUUGUAACCAAUCACGUCAACGUGGGGGCGGGGUUUAGCAUAUCAUUAACCUACCGCACAAGGGAGUCUUAAGAGAAGCCAUGGUUGUCCCAGUAUAUUUUUCUGUUGAUAUGAAAAAUUGGGUUGAUUUAUCAAUAUAGCAGCUAUGAUGAACUAUAUGCCUUUCUCCACUGACAAGUUGUUCAAAGCGUUUAUAAGGAUAUUGAUUUUUAGAAGGCAACUGUCUGACUCUGAGAUGAUGAACAGGAACAUGGAUUGUGUGACAUUAUCAACACAUUAUUAGCUGUUUGAUAAUGUAGUCAAGCAAAAGGCUAAUCAUAUUAGUGUCCGACACUGUAAAAAGCGAUACCAGUGUGCAGCGUUUACCAUCGACCAAGUGGAUCUCUGAGCUCG